AUGUACGAAAGAGCUUUAGUUCAUUAUGGUCUAGCUCAACAAAGACCAGAUGAAGAUGAUUGGGAACCACCACAAUUAGAUGGUUUACCAGAAUUAGAUGAUAUUCGAAGAAGAAUCUCAUUAUUAGAAGAAGAACAUAAAUCAAGAGGAAAGAUAAAUUUAACAGGUCAUGUGAUCAUGGCUUGUCAUGCAUUACCUUAUCAUUGUAGUUUACAUUUCAGUCGAGAUUCAAAUACCAACACAUCAGAUUUCAACAUUCCAUCUUCACCUACUUCUAAUAUUGAUGAAACAAUUGAAUUCAGACCAGGUGAUGAACUUACGAUGCCUAGAAGUUUACAUUCUCCUAUCAUGACCACACCAGCUGAAUUAUCACCAGAUGAAAGUAAAAGAUCAUCUACUCGACUUACACCUUUAACUUUAACAAGUAGACCGACUUCAUUAUUAGAUCAACCUAAACCACCUGGAAGUCCUCUCUUACCUGGAACACCAGCAAGACCUGGACCACCUUCUAGUGCAGGACUUUCAGAUCCUGGAAUCCCUCUUGAUACAUUACCAUCAGAAGAAGAUCGAUUCAGAUGGGUUUUAGAACCAAGAAGAGGUCAUGCAGCUCUAAAUGCUGGGAUCAAAUCACUUUCAACUUAUCGAUCCAUCACGCUUUGUGCCUAUCCUGCUGAUCUCACACUUGGAAGUGGUCAUCCAUUAGAUGCGGCUAAACUUUCAGAUGCUCAAACUCAUGCUUUAGAUGCUGGACUUCGAAAUUUAGCUAGAAGUGAAAUUAAUGAAAGUGGUAGAAGAGGAAUUGAGUGUGUACCUGUUUGGGCAGAUGAAAAAACCGCGGGUUUACAUUAUGAAGGGUUUUGUAAAAAGUGA
Messenger RNA from Melampsora larici-populina 98AG31, 870 nucleotides. RefSeq lists its product as uncharacterized. The coding region runs from base 1 to 870 and encodes 289 amino acids. Lineage: Eukaryota; Fungi; Basidiomycota; Pucciniomycetes; Pucciniales; Melampsoraceae. The record is from RefSeq and is a predicted model, not a curated record. The transcript is spliced from 2 exons.